Messenger RNA from Xenia sp. Carnegie-2017, 597 nucleotides. Its product is annotated as retinol dehydrogenase 14-like. Lineage: Eukaryota; Metazoa; Cnidaria; Anthozoa; Malacalcyonacea; Xeniidae. The record is from RefSeq and is a predicted model, not a curated record. The transcript is spliced from 2 exons. Bases 1 to 507 code for a protein of 168 amino acids.
AUGUACAAAUCUACUUCGUCGUUCAGCCCUUCUCGUAUCGUUGUCGUAUCUUCCGGAGCUCAUUAUUCUAUUGCAAAUACCAAAUCGCACAUAAAACUGGAUGAUUUGCAAUUUGAGAAGUCCUAUAACGAAUGGGAAGCCUAUGGACAAAGCAAACUUGCUAAUAUUUUAUUUACUCGUGAAUUGGCUAAACGUUUAAAGGGAACCGGUGUUACUGCAAACUCUCUUCAUCCUGGCGUUAUUUUCACAGAACUUAGUCGCUACGCAUUAUCGGAGAACGUUAAUAAAUUCUUGAAUUUUAUUUCACCUGUAGUAAUGAAGACGCUUGAGGAGGGCGCGCAGACGACAAUACACCUUGCUGUGUCUGAAGACGUAGCAAAUGUAACUGGAAAGUAUUUUGUGGAUUGUGAAGAGACAAAACCAGCUCAUACAGCAGAAGACGAUGAUGGAGCCAAACGACUGUGGGAAAUUAGUGAAGAAAUUGUUCAACUAUCUGCACAAAAAUAAAACAAUUUUAUUUAAAAAAAAGCUGUACUUCUCAGCAAUUUACAACGUUAUCUUGUUGGUUUAUUAAAGUGUGACAUGAUAUCGCUACAA